Ustilaginoidea virens is the source of this 1488-nucleotide messenger RNA. RefSeq lists its product as uncharacterized. Gene Ontology annotation, molecular function: RNA binding. The record is from RefSeq and is a predicted model, not a curated record. Gene Ontology annotation, cellular component: spliceosomal complex. Lineage: Eukaryota; Fungi; Ascomycota; Sordariomycetes; Hypocreales; Clavicipitaceae. The transcript is spliced from 5 exons. Gene Ontology annotation, biological process: mRNA processing; regulation of mRNA splicing, via spliceosome. Bases 1 to 1488 code for a protein of 495 amino acids.
AUGGCGUCAAAAGUGGACGCGCGACUGCUUAAGUCGACUAAAUUCCCCGCCGAGUUCAACAAAAAGGUUGACAUGCAGAAGGUCAACCUGCAAGUCAUGAAGAAGUGGAUUGCCAACAAGAUAUCCGAUAUACUAGGCAACGAAGAUGAUGUAGUCAUUGAGCUUUGCUUCAACCUCAUCGAGGGAUCCCGCAAUCCGGACAUCAGAUCGCUUCAGAUACAGCUCACUGGAUUUCUGGACAAAGACACGGCAUCUUUCUGCAAAGAACUAUGGAACCUCCUGUUGAGCGCUCAGACUAGUCCUCAGGGCGUACCCAAGGAGCUUUUGGAAGCCAAAAAAUUGGAGCUCAUGCAGGAAAAGCGAGAUGCCGAUAAAGCGGCCGACGAAGCACGCAAACGCCGACAAGAUUCCGAUCACACCAAGUGUUUGAUAAUCGACCAAGGCGCGAAGAGCACGAUCGUGCAACAAAGGCUUGUCGCCCGUCAGAACACCAACUCCGAGAUUCGCGAGAUUCUUACGGUCGCGAUAGUUAUGUUCCCAGUACACGACGCCACCAUGACCGCGAUCGAAGACAUCAUCGCGACCGCUCCUAUUCAGGAGAUGAAUCGUCUAGGUCCAGAUCGCGCGAUCGAAGCGCAUCUGGUGAUGGCAACCCAUCUUCAAGCCCUGCGCGCCGAGAUCCCUCGCCGCCUCGGCACCACGGGUCCCGAAAGAGGUCUAGAUCUCCCCGAGGGAGUUCCUACCGCUCGAGACGCAGCCGAAAAGAUUAUGACCAUGAUGAUGACGAUGACGAUGAUGACCGUCACCUCAGCAGGUCCCGCCAGUCACGUUCCGUUUCCUCUGGCCACAGAUCACCUGCGGCCAAGAAACGGAAAGAAUCGCGUUCUUGCAACCGCUCACCUCGAAGAAGGCAGAGAUCACCAUCGUCCGUAUCCGACAGUCGAUCCAGAUCUCGCAGCCGGGACAGAAAUUUGCCUCGAACGAGGCAGCCGCAGCACCGUUACAGCAACGAGUCUGAAGGGGCUGACCGCCGUCGGCGCAGUGACUCUCGGGACCAUGUCAAGGCCGAAUACCGCACCAAACGGGAGAACAGACGACGUCGCUACAGUUCUUCCGGUUCGUCCAUUUCUCAAUGCAUGGAAAAGCGGACGAGCGACUAGAAGACAACUGUCGCUCUGCAUAAUAAUUAACCUCGCAUCCAGGGGUCAGGAAGCCAUAUAUGAUUCAGAGCAACUCGCGGCCGCCAGAGAGUGCAGCCUAUUGGUGGCUGACGAAGAUCAACUCGCGGUUGGGGUCGAUAUCUUGGCAUGUGGCGAACCAAGGCGAGCGGGUGGCGCGCUUCACCGUCAAAUCAAACGAGAAGAUUUUUGUAUUUUUCACAUUGGAUACAAGGCUUUGAUGGCUGGACACAAGCAGCAAUUCACCGCCAAAGGUCAGGAGAAAGUCAAGGACGGUGUGACUGGAGAGUCUAUUCGAUCAUUGACUUGA